AAUUGUUUGUAACUUUGAAGCUUAUAUUUUAAAAACAUGAAAGUAGCAGUAAUUGGAGCAGGGAUAAAUGGACUAGUUGCUGCAUAUGAAUUGGCAAAAUCUGGUGUCAAAGUUGUGGUUUAUGAGAAGGAACAUUAUCUAGGCGGCCAUGCUAAGACCGUUACUGUCAAUGACAUCGAUCUUGACCUUGGCUUUAUGGUCUUCAACGGGGAAACUUAUUCGAACCUGAUAGAAUUUUUUGAGUUGCUCGGAGUUGAUAUGAACAUCUCUGAUAUGUCAUUCUCAGUGAGCUUAGACCAAGGCCGUGGUUGUGAAUGGGGUACUCGAAAUGGAUUCUCUAGUUUGUUUGCACAGAAGAAGAAUGUACUGAAUCCAUAUUUUUGGCAAAUGAUAAGAGAAAUUAUCAGAUUCAAACAGGAUGUCAUAAGUCACCUUGAAGAAUUGGACAACAAUCCUGACAUUGAUCACAAUGAAACAUUAGGACAAUUUAUUAAGUCACAUGGCUAUUCGGAGCUAUUUCAGAAGGCUUAUCUG
Solanum stenotomum is the source of this 534-nucleotide messenger RNA. Its product is annotated as flavin-containing monooxygenase FMO GS-OX-like 7. The transcript has 3 exons. The annotation marks the transcript as partial. Lineage: Eukaryota; Viridiplantae; Streptophyta; Magnoliopsida; Solanales; Solanaceae. The record is from RefSeq and is a predicted model, not a curated record. Gene Ontology annotation, molecular function: oxidoreductase activity.